Drosophila eugracilis is the source of this 3998-nucleotide messenger RNA. RefSeq names its product CUGBP Elav-like family member 1. NCBI's taxonomy places the organism in Eukaryota, Metazoa, Arthropoda, Insecta, Diptera, Drosophilidae. Gene Ontology annotation, biological process: regulation of alternative mRNA splicing, via spliceosome; mRNA splice site recognition. The coding region runs from base 278 to 2968 and encodes 896 amino acids. The transcript has 9 exons. Gene Ontology annotation, molecular function: mRNA 3'-UTR binding. Gene Ontology annotation, cellular component: nucleus; cytoplasm; ribonucleoprotein complex. The record is from RefSeq and is a predicted model, not a curated record.
AACCCUCAACAGAGAUAACAAAAAAAAAUAAAACGCAGAGGCUAAUUGUGAAAGCGAAAUAAAAAAGAACUGUGAUAGAAAAAGGAUAAUCAAGGGGGUAGAAAACUAAACACAGAAAGAGGACCCUACUCCUGCCAGCUGGAAAAUAAUAUACAAUUUUAAUAAAACUAAAACCCGAAGCAAAUUAAAAAGCAAGCGACGCCAAAUGCGGCACUAAAAGUAAUUAGCGACAGGAGCUACAGGAGUUGGCAAUAAAAACAAAGCAGAGGUGUAAUAAAUGAUGUUGCAAUCCUUGAGUCUGCACGCGGAUAAACUAAGCGGCAAUCCACCAGCAGCAGCAACAACAACAGCAGCAACACAAGCAACAUCAGAGGGAACAACAGCAACAGCAACAACAAUGCUAACAACAGCACCUGUUGCCCAUGUUGCUAAUGGCAACAACAGCAAUUCGAGUGCCGGCAGCAACAGCAGCAUCAACAACAACAGCCUUUACAACAAUAACAAUUUAAAUACCGGCAACAAUAGCCAGCAGCAGCAGCAACAACAGCAACAACAACAACAUCAGCAGAUAAAGCCGGUCAAGUUCGAGUAUUUAGAGAAUCUAACGAGCUCGGGAGCAACUUCAGGUGCCAUCGCAGCGACAACAACUUUUACGGGCGCUGCAAAAAGUUUUCAUCCCUAUUUGCGGCCCACCGGCAACAGCAACAACAUCAACAGUAAUACCAAUAUCCCAGCAUUAUCUACAACAACACCAACGCCAGCAACAGCGGCAAAAAUGUCGACAACAUUGUUCGAAACACUCUUGCACAACCAAAUAAAUUCCAGCCCAACAGCACUGCCAGCAGCAACAGCAAUCGCAGCUAUAUCUGCAGCAGCAACACCAGGCACCGCAGCAACCGCAACAGCAGCAGCAGCAUCAGCAGCAGCAACGGCGGCACCGUCAACCCAGCUGAAUUCCAGCAUUAAUUCCAGAACUUCAUUAGGCGACCAGGGUGGUGCAAUUGUUGUUACCCCUGCACCGCCCGUUGUUGCACCACUGCCACCCAUCAUCGGUUCAGCUAGCAACCAAAGUCCCAUUCGUGAGCCCUCAAUUAAGAUGGAAAUGAUGGAGACCAACAGUCCGGAUUCGAUCAAGGAUCAGCCGGAUGCGGACAAUAUUAAGAUGUUCGUAGGCCAAAUACCUAAGACCUGGGACGAGUCGAGGCUCCGGCAAAUGUUUGAGCAGUUCGGACCCGUGCACACAUUGAAUGUGCUCCGGGACAAGGUCACAUCGAUUAGCAGAGGGUGCUGUUUUGUCACCUACUUUACAAGAAAGGCCGCCCUGCGCGCCCAGGAUGCGUUGCACAACAUCAAGACCUUGGAUGGGAUGCACCAUCCCAUUCAGAUGAAGCCGGCGGAUAGUGAGAACAGAAAUGAGCGUAAACUUUUCGUUGGCAUGCUGAACAAAAAGUACACCGAGGCCGAUGUGAGGCAGCUUUUCACGGGCCACGGCACCAUCGAGGAGUGCACGGUGCUCCGGGAUCAGGCCGGUCAGAGCAAGGGCUGUGCCUUCGUCACAUUCGCCACCAAACAGAACGCCAUUGGAGCUAUUAAGGCCCUCCACCAAAGUCAGACCAUGGAAGGCUGUUCAGCUCCGCUGGUCGUGAAAUUCGCGGACACCCAAAAGGAAAAAGACCAAAAGAAGAUGCAGCAGAUUCACGCUAUUUGUGGCAUCAAUACCCCUAGUGGAGCAACUGCAGGAGCGGUGACGCCCACCAUUAAUGCGGCAACGGCUCUAAUAGCUGCUCAGCCCACUGCGGGACGUCCCAAUCCGUCGAUGGCCGCCGCUUUGGCGGCAGUGCCUCAGGUUCAGCCGGCUGGAGCCGCAACGGCACAGACCACUCUCGUUCCACUGAACUCCUCAACUGCUCUGAGUGCAUCUUUGGCGCCCAAUCUCCUCGCCAGCAAUCCCCACCAAGGAGCAGCCGCAGCCUAUUUGGGGGCGGAUCCCGCAGCGGCGGCACAUCUCCAUCUCUACCAGCAACUUCACGGAUACGGACUGAGUCCAGCGCACUAUCUGCAAGGACUAAAUUUCCACCACCCACCGGAAAACAGUGCCCACCACAGCCAGCACAGUCCCACCAUCGGCGCCGCAUCAGCAGCAUCUCUAUCGGCUGCAGCAGCAGCAGCAGCAGCAGCAGCAUCUCACCAACUUGGCGGCGGCGGCGGCGGCCCACCACCACCCACACCACCCACAAGUGCCGCCGGGCAUGCUGCUGGCGCUGGACUGCUCGCCGCUCCAUCCAUGUCUAUGCAGAAUCUGGUAACCCUACUAGCCACGCCCUCCGCCCACCAGCAGUUGACCCUUCACCAUAGCAGCAAUAGCAGCAGCAGCGCCAGCAACAAGAACACCAUCUCCGCCAGCGGCUAUCCCAACCAUCGACUGGCCUACGCCGCUGCACCACCACCACCACCACCCACGGCGGGCACCUACAACAUGUCGCAGCUAAUCGGUCACACGGCCACGCCCACUCAGCCAGGGGGCACCGGCCAAAUGCUGACCUUGAAUGCGCUGUGGCCCACAAGUACUGCUGAUCCCUAUUCACCAUCCCUGAGUGGACUGACAAAUGGAGCUGCCUACGGAGCUGCCUCCCAACCUCUGACUGCCAGCGCCAUUCAAGCAGCAGCUGCUGGCGUGGCUGGCAAGCAGAUAGAAGGUCCCGAUGGCAGCAAUCUAUUCAUUUAUCAUCUACCUCAGGAGUUCAUUGACACAGAUCUCGCGUCGACAUUUCUCCCCUUCGGCAAUGUCCUCUCCGCCAAGGUGUUCAUCGAUAAGCAGACCAACCUGUCGAAGUGCUUCGGCUUCGUGUCCUACGACAAUCCACAUUCGGCCAACGCGGCCAUCCAGGCGAUGCACGGCUUUCAAAUUGGCACCAAGCGGCUGAAGGUCCAACUGAAACGUUCCAGGGAUGCGGCCAAGCCGUACUAGGCAGCUACAAGAAUCAAGGGGCGUGGCCAUGGCACCCAGCACACAACAAUAAUAAUUCACAAAAACAUUAAAUGGAUGGAUGAAACUCUAGUUUAGACAAUUGUGCCUUUUUAGCAACGUUCAGAAACCAAAGGACCAAUUACAAAAAUGUAUCUGAUAAGUGAACACAAAACUAAAGAUAAACAGAAAGCUUACAAAUAAAGUUCUCGAGUGCACAAAAAAAGGAAAAACAAGAAGAAUAAAACCGCAAAAAUCAACCCUACCAAAGAAGUAGCUUAGAAGUUGCAUCCUUCUUGUAAUCACAUUUGCUGAAUACCAACAAUCAUUUUCAUUAAAUCAAUCAAACUAUCUAACGUGGUCGGCAAACAAAUCCUGAAAAUAAAAUAUAAUAUAAAGGAAAUUCAGAUUAAGCUGCGUUGUGGCGCCAAAGUAUUUUUCAAAGCCAAAUAGUUAAGCAAACAAAAGGAAAAACUAAAAACUAAAAACUAAAACCUAAAAACAGAAGAUGAGAAAAUCUAAUUUUUGCACUAAACAAACAAUAAAACUUAGAAAGUAAUGUUUAGGCUACAGUUAAGGUAAUAAAUAUAUGAAUAAAAUGUAGUAGGGUGAAAAGCCAACAAAAACAUUCGAAAUUCCGUUCGUAGUGAGAAACAUUCAAAGGGAUAGCUAAAAAUAUUAAAACUAUACAUUAAAAAAUUCUUCAAAACCCAUGUGAAAAAACUAAAGUUUCUAGAAAACUGAAGCUAAACACUUCUGGUUUAGCUUCUUCGUCUCUAUUUCAAAUCUAUUUUAUAUUCAUUGAUAGUUGAAAACUAUAAACAUACGAAGCAAACUUAAAACAUUUUGUCAAAUUUGUACUUAAAUUGCACUUGAUGUUAGAGGGCAAAAUUAAACUGAACUAAAGUCCGAAGAAAUGUAAGUGUAAACAAUUUAGCUUGUAAUUAGUUUAACAUUUUACUGAAAAGUGUAAAAAUGAAGCAGUCAAGCGGUUUCAAAGAUUUACAAAUAAAAUAUGAAAUAUUUAAAAAUA